Messenger RNA from Marmota monax (woodchuck), 16153 nucleotides. RefSeq names its product cell division cycle and apoptosis regulator protein 1. The record is from RefSeq and is a predicted model, not a curated record. Gene Ontology annotation, biological process: positive regulation of transcription by RNA polymerase II; oxidative demethylation. NCBI's taxonomy places the organism in Eukaryota, Metazoa, Chordata, Mammalia, Rodentia, Sciuridae. The transcript is spliced from 13 exons. Gene Ontology annotation, molecular function: DNA 5-methylcytosine dioxygenase activity; DNA binding; zinc ion binding. Gene Ontology annotation, cellular component: nucleus. The coding region runs from base 361 to 6720 and encodes 2119 amino acids.
UCCCUGAGGUCUGUCCUGGGGAGACUCUGCUGCUCCGGGGGGCUGACCUGGCGGGGAGUGGCCGCGCAGUUCGCUCCGGCGCGGUUUUGCGCGCGCAGCCACUGGCCCCUCUGCUCCCGGGUCUGCCCCCCGGGACACCUUCUGCCCCGCCCCAGUCAUGCAACUUUACCUGCCUCUCCUCUGGGGAUCUUUCGGAAGCAGUUGCCCACCCCGGGUGCUCGGGCCCUGACCGUGAUGGAAGACCAAAACCUGGUGCAACUGAACUUGACAAUACAUCCAGAUUCUCUGCAGAAGUGAGACUUUCCAAAGGACCAAUGACUCUGUUUCCUGUGUCCUUUCAUUUUUUCCUACUCCAUAACUAUGUCUCGAUCCCGCCAUGCAAAACCUUCCAAAUUGGUCAGAAAGGAAGAUUUAACCAAAAAGAAAAACAUCCAGCUGAAGAAGACAUCCAAGCCAGCCAACAAAAAUGUGACAUCUGUCAAGACUGUGAGCCUUGGGAAAGUAAAGCAAUUCCUUCAAGAAGGAGAUGUUAAGAAAAAAACAGAUCCUAAACCACCUACGCCAGUCAGAAGCCUUCUGACAAGAGCUGGAGCAGCCCGAAUGAAUUUGGACAGGACAGAGGUUCUUUUUCAGAACCCAGAGUCCUUAACUUGCAAUGGCUUUACAAUGGCUCUCCGAAGCACCUCUCUUAGCAGGCGGCUUUCUCAACCCCCAGUGGUUACAUCUAAACCCAAGAAAGUUCCACCUUCCAAGAGUUUAGAAAAGCAACAUGAGUCUGACUAUAAGGUAGUCAAUGAUACGGGAGGAAAGUGCUCAGAAAAUGAUUUGGUCCCCAUCCAAGAUCAAGAUCCCCUCAUCCUCCCUGAUAUAGAGAAUCUAAUCAGUGUACAACAUACAUCUUUAAUUGAAGGUGAGAGUCAAGAGACAACUCAGUCUUGGUCUCAAGGGAUAGAGGAUACCAAAUUCCAUGUACCUGUUCAUAGUAGCCCUGCAGCAGGGAUCCUUUCUGGGCCAUUGGAAGGGACACAUUGUGGUGAAGGACUAUUCUCUGAACAGAUAUCAAAUGGUAUCAGUGAUUCUCCUGGAAUGUUUGCUCAGGACACUGUAGGUGCUCCGUUAAUCCAAAGAUCAGCCCCCGAAGUUACCUCUGAAAGUACCAUUCAGUUAGAAGAUUUGGGUUCCCAAGUACAAUCUCUGAAGCUAACUGAUUCUUAUCUGGAACCCAUGAAGAGUGAACCUACUUGUUUCCCAUCUCCCAGUUUUAAUAAGAUUAUACCUGAAUUAGAUGUUAGAAAUUGCUUGUCUCUUGGUGGGUCUGUAUAUCCCAACACUCUAAUAAAACUCCUCUUGGCAGGCUCAGAACCAGAAACCCUUGGUGCUAAACCAGAUCAUCCAGGGGCCUUCAAAUCUACCCUAGAUCAAGAGGAAGUUCCUGAUACCACCUCUGCCCUAAGACAGGCCUUCAGUGCUAUCCCUCAUCAAUGGGAAUUUCCUGGUGCUAACCCAGUUCAUGGUGAGGCUCUCCGUGAGACCCCAGACCCACCAGAGAUUCCUGGUGCUAUUUCGGUCCAAGGAGAAGUCUUUGGUACUAUCCCAAACCAACAAGGAAUGCAUGGUGUGGUUGGGGAUGCUGCCCCAGACCUGCCUACUUUUCUUCCUAUUCUUCCAACUGCUACUUGUAAUGCUCCCCUCAACCUCAAAUGGCCUGAGCCCCAGAGCGCUGUCCCAUAUGGGCUUGAGGUCCAGAGUACUAUGCCAGUUUUGCCUCUGGGCUCAGGACACACUCCUCAAUUAUCAUCAAACUCCGAGUUAGGUUCCAUACCUCCAUGGACAACUGCAAGCAAUGUAGAAAAUGAGAAGCACGUUCCAAGAAGCCUUCUGCCAGCUCACACUCAGGGGUUCACUUCCACCCCUGUUUCACUGGGUGUGACCCCAGUCUCCCAAGCCAAUCCCAGCAUAUCCGAAGGAGGAAAUUCCCAGGUUAGCAUGACCAGCUUGGCUGAUGUUAACACCACAGGGACAUCUGUGCCAGUGUCAGUUGCCAAUACCACCUCUUCUCCCUCUACCACCUUGCUACCAACUUUGGAAAGAAAGAAACGAAAGCGAUGUGGGGUCUGUGAGCCCUGCCAGCAGAAGGACAACUGUGGCGAAUGUACUUACUGCAAGAAUAGAAAGAAUAGCCAUCAGAUCUGCAAGAAGAGGAAAUGUGAGGAGCUGAAAAAGAAGCCAUCUGUGGCUUUGGAGGUUAUAAAAGAAAACAAGAGGCCCCAGAGGGAAAAGAAGCCCAAAGUUUUAAAGGUAGAUUUUGACAACAAAUCAGUAAAUGGCCCGAAGUCAGAAUCCAUGGAAUUCAGCAGAUGUGGUUAUGGGGAAGAAAAGAGUUUGGAAUUGAAUACACAUCCCCUUGAAAAUGUAACUAAAAAUGAAGAAAGCAUGACAGGUAUCAAGGUGGAGAGGUGGACACAAAACAAGAAAAUACAUUUAACAGAUCAGGUCAAAGGAGAAAGUGUAACAGAGGCUGAAAAAUCAAAAAACUCUGAAGAUGAUAAGGAAGAAAUUAAACCUCCUAAGUUGUUUGUACCAACAAUAAGUAAUGGCAUUACAAAUGUACAGUGUUUACCAAGUGAAACAAAUGUGUCAUUUAACAAAUUUAAUAUUGAAGAAUUUGAUAAGUCAUUGGAAAACAAUCCCUGUAAAUUUUUGAAAGAUACUGCCAAUCAUAACAAUGCCAUGAGCUCUAUUCCUUCUAGUGCAAGUGGUGGUCAUCUCAAGGGGAAGAGUCAUAUGUUACCCUUCCCACAGCCUGGCUUUAACUGCAUAUUCGUUGAAAAUUCUGCAAACUUAAAUACUCAUACUAAUGCAUACAAUGAAGGUGAUCAACCAAAACCUCCUGAGAACAUACCACGUAAAGAAACAAAAGAUGGGUCUCCAGUUACAUCAUGUAUUUUAUCCAUGAUGCAAGAUAGGAAUUUAACUAUAGAACAAUUGGUCGCCAUAGAGGCCCUCACACAACUGUCAGAAACCCCAUCAGAGAAUUCUUCACCAUCGAAGUCAGAGAAGGAUGAAGAAACAGAUCAGACAACAGCUUGUUUCCGUAAUAGUUACAAAGUUAUCCUCUAUUCUGUAACAAAAGACCUCAAUGACCCAAACUCACCAACCCUUCAUAACUGUCCACCUCUCCAAAAGGAAAGUUCAUGCAACACAGUAGUGUUCAAUGGCCAAAAUACCAUGUCCAAGUCACAGCACAGCUCAGCCACUAACCAAGCAUCUGCAGAACCACAUGAACAUUCAAAAGUAUCAAAUUCAGACUCCCUUUUUUCCCCAAAAUCAAAUUCAUCUAAUAUUGAUACCAAUAAAAGUGCAUUGGAAGGCAGAACUAGUGACUUGCCUCACUUGUCGCCAAGAAGUAAUAAAUUGGAGCAAUCUAACCAGUUAUUGGACAGUAAUAAAAGUUUAAAUUCAAAAGAUGAUCCAUCAAGUCAAGAUGUAUCCUACAGUCAAAUUGAAGAAGAUGUUGCAACACAAUUAACACAACUUGCAUCAAUCAUUAAUUUCAACUAUGUAAAACCAGAGGAAAAGAAUAUUGAAAGUACCCCAACCAGCAUUGUUCCAUAUAACGUGCAGCAAAAAAUUAGUCAGGAGAAGGGCACAAUUCAACAGAAACCACCACCAAGUGUGCAAAAUAAUCAAGCUCCAUCAUUACCAAAGCGAAAGAACACAACCCAGAAAAAGACAAAAUCUAUCCCAUCAAGAGAUCGUCGGAAAAAGAGGCCUCUGGCUAUAAACUGUCAAGAAAACGAGCAGAAGCAGCAGGAGCAGUUGUCCUAUGAGUAUAGUAAGUUACAUGAUAUUUGGGUAGCAUCCAAAUUUCAAAGAUUUGGUCAAUUUGGGUCACAUGAUUUUCCUAUUCUGCUGGGGAAAAUUCCUCAUUUUGGUAAAGUACUCAAACCACUGACUCAAGCCAGUUUAUCCCUACAACAGAAAAAAUUAUUUCCUCCACUCACUCAGAUAAAAUUUGAGAGAUACACUGAAUCAGUACAGCAAAAAAUGAUGAAGGUUGAACCAUUGGAUUCUCUCCCAUUAUUUCCUAACAAAACAGAAUCUGAUGGGCAGCAGUUUACAGACAAAGCUUGUAAUUCUCAGGUACAGUCAACAGUGAAUGUCAAUCAGAAAGCUCAUCUUUUGCCCCUGGCCUCCUUUCCACCUAACCAGUGUGCUAAUGUGAUGGCUAUUGAUGACCAAACACAGUUUCAAGAAGAUGUUCAAGAGCAUCUUGUGCAUCAGAGACUGACAACAUUGCCUGGUGUCUGUUAUGAGACACCCUUACCAGACCCUGCACAUAUUCUCAGGAAGGUAAAUGCAGGAAGUUCAGGAGGAAUUAGAGUGGUUUCUAUCAAAACUGAAGAGACGGUCUGUUCAUCUAGUGUUGAAACAUUAGAUUUUUCAAUGGUAGAUGGUGUACAAACAAGUUUUAAUAAUGCCGUGAACUUUCUUAGUAACCCUGCAAAAAAGCUGGCGGCUGCAACAAAAGAAUCAGAAGCUCCGGCUUGCAACUGUCUUGAUCGAGGUAUACAAAAAGACAAAGGCCCAUAUUAUACACACCUUGGGGCAGGACCAAGUAUUGCUGCUGUCAGGGAAAUCAUGGAGAAUAGGUAUGGCCAUAAAGGAAAGGCAGUAAGGCUAGAACAAAUUGUAUACACAGGAAAAGAAGGAAAAAGCUCUCAUGGGUGUCCAAUUGCUAAGUGGGUUAUAAGAAGAAGCAGUGAGGAAGAAAAAGUUCUUUGUUUGGUCCGUGUGCGUACAGGCCACCACUGUGAAACUGCUGUGAUGGUGGUGUUCAUCAUGAUAUGGGACGCCUUAUGUCCUCCAAUUGCCGAUAGUUUGUAUCAGGAGAUUGUUGAGAGUCUACGGUCAUACAAUGGUCAUCCGACAGACCGAAGAUGUACCUUCAAUGAAAAUCGUAACUGUAUAUGUCAAGGAACUGACCCAAAGACUUGUGGAGCUUCAUACUCUUAUGGCUGUUCAUGGAGCAUGUAUUUCAAUGGAUGUAAAUUUGGUAGAAGCCCAAACCCCAGAAGGUUUAGAAUUGAUCCCAGCUGUCCCAGACAUAACCUCUAUGACAGAAUUACUAAAGGACGUAAUGCAAGAAGAAGACUUAAGAAACCGGAACGAGUCUGUCCGGAACACAAGGCCAUGGAACAAUUCUUUGAAGGUAUUUUACAGGGUUUGGCUACAGAAUUAGCUCCAUUGUAUAAGCAGAUGGUUCCUGAAGCUUACAAAAACCAGGUAGAAUAUGAACAUGUUGCCCAAGAAUGUCGACUUGGUUAUAAGGAAGGUCGUCCUUUCUCUGGGGUCACUGCUUGCCUAGAUUUCUGUGCCCAUUCCCACAGAGACAUACACAACAUGAAUAAUGGCAGCACAGUAGUAUGUACUUUAACCCGAGAAGAUAACCGCACCCUGGGUGUUAUUCCUGAGGAUGAGCAGCUCCAUGUCCUGCCUUUGUAUAAACUUGCCGACACUGAUGAGUUUGGGUCCAGAGAAGGGAUGGAAGCCAAGGUCAAAUCUGGAGCCAUUCAGUUCCUUCAACCAACUUGCAAAAAAAGAACACGUUUUACUCAGCCUGUUCCUCGAUCUGGGAAGAAGAGGGCAGCAAUGAUGACCGAAGUUCUUGAGCGCAAGAUUAGGGUAGUGGAGAAGAAACAAAUGCCUCGAGUCAAGCAGAAGAAUAACUCUGCCCUGGCAAAGAACAGUAAAACUUCAUUGGUGCCGCUCCCAGGUUCAGAGAACACUAAAUGCUAUUCAUCGACCCCAUCCAUUCCUCCAACAGUGAAUGAGGCAACCCUGUCUCCAGUAUUCUGUUACCCGAAGACUUCUUCCGUGCCAACAGCUCCAUUUAAUUUCAAUAAAGUAGCCUCCUCUGGGUUUUCAGAAAGAAGUAGCAUUCCCCACUGCACAAUGCCUUCUGGAAGACACAGUGGUGCUAAUGCAGCUGCUGGGGAAGGCACUGGAAUUGCACAGCCCAUCGACCUGGCUCCUCCUCCCUCCCUGCCUCCUCCCAUGACAGAUUCCCUUGCUUUUUCUGAGCCUCCCACUGGUCCAACUGAGCAGCUAACUACUAAUCAGCCAAAUCAGCAGCCCCCAUUCCUCAUUUCUCCUCAUGAGCCUGCUUCCUGUCUGGUGGAAGAAGAUGAGCAACAUUCUGAAGCAGAUGAGCCUGUAUCUGAUGACCCCCUAUCAGAUGACCUUCUUUCACCUGCUGAGGAAAAAUUGCCCCAUAUCGAGGAAUAUUGGUCAGACAAUGAGCACAUCUUCUCGGAUCCCAAUAUUGGUGGGGUGGCAAUUGCGCCCACUCAUGGUUCUGUCAUGAUUGAGUGUGCCCGGCGAGAGCUUCAUGCUACCACUGCUGUGGCCCACCCAAACCGCAAUCAUCCUGCUCGCCUCUCCCUUGUAUUCUACCAGCACAAAAACCUGAAUAAGCCCCACCAUGGUUUUGAACUAAACAGGAUUAAGUUCGAGGCUAAAGUAGCUAAGAAUAAGAAAAUGAAGGCCUCAGAGCUGAAAGACCAGGCAGCUAACAAGGGUGCUGAAUUGUCCCCUGAAAUAAAUGAAUUGAACCAAAUUCCUUCUCAUAAAGCAUUAACAUUAACCCAUGACAAUGUUGUCACUGUGUCCCCUUAUGCUCUAACACAGGUUGCAGGGCCCUAUAACCGGUGGGUCUGAAGGCUUUCCUCCCCUUCUUAAUGCCUUUCCUCAUGCAGUGUAUUUUUUCAAGGUGCUGUUAAGAGAAAGUCAUGUUGUCGUUUACUCUAUCUUCAUCUCACCCAUUUCAAGUCUGAGGUAAAAAUUUUAAAAAUGGGGUGGGUACUUAACUGUGACUAUUUUGUCAAUUGGUAGAAGGUGCACAUUUUAAGCAAAAAUAAAAGUUUUCUAGUUUUAAAUACAUAAAGAAACGUUUUGGUUAGGUGUUAACCUUGACAGAAUCACUCAGUUUGGUGCUUUAAAUUAAGUCUGUUUACUAUGAAACAAGAGUCAUUUUUAGAGGAUUUUAACAGGUUCAUGUUCUAUGAUGUAAAGUCAAGACACAGUGUUAACUCUACACAGCUCCUGGUGCUUAACCACAUUGACACAGUUAAAAAUAAGCUGAAUCAUUGUUUCAUGGUGCCAUGUUCCAAUAUCUUCCAAUCAUUGCUAGAAAAUCAGCAUUUUCCUUUGAAAUAAACCAAUGAAAUGCUUUCUCUCUUUAAAUAUUUCUCCUGUAUAAAAUAAUUCAUUAUUGUUUGUAAUGGUUGGAGGCUGUUCGUAAUUGUAAAUAUAUAUAUUUUCAAAGCACUUUCUAUUUUUAAAAGUAACUUGAAAUAGUAUAGUAUAGGAAUCCUAUUGUCUAUUGUUUGUGCAUAUUUGCAUACAAGAGAAAUCAUUUAUUCUUGCUGUGUAGAGUUCCAUCUUGUUAAAUGCAACAUGUUAUUUGCAUCCUGUAUAUGAUUUUUAUUCUUUUAAUGUGUCCUUUCAUGUUAUGUAAUAGCUACUUAUAUAAAAUAGUGAAUAAUUCCUAAAAUUGGACUUAAGAAACAUCAUCAAUAUUGACUAAGUUGUUUUAAAUUUUAAAAUAGUGUGGUCUCUUAUGAUUUAUUGAGCUACCAUGGCCUCAAGUUACUUCCAUCCCAGCUUUUUCAAUAUAACCCAUUAAACAAGUUUCAAAAGGGAAAUGGGAGAAAAUGUGAUUCAGAAGAGUCAAAUGCUUUUAAUGUGUCAAAGUGAUAUAAUACAAAAAUUAAGUAACCAGAAUCCUACCCAUCCCAAAUUGUUUUGUUUUUUUUUUUUUUGUUAUGAUAUCCAUCCUUGUAUAGAAUAAUAGUUACUCCCUGGCCCUAGUCAAAGAAUGAUAAUAGUAUUAUAAAUAUGGUUAUACCGAAACAAAAUGUUUAGAACAAGAAGAACCUUCUAAGAAAUACUUGAUUCUGUUAAAAUGUAGAGGUGCUAUAACAUUCAAAGUAUCAGAUUCUUUGGGAGUCCAGAAAACCUAAUGGUGCUUCUCCCUUGAAAUGGCAUAGGAAGCCCACAACUGCUAACUCAUAAUUUUGGUGCAAAAGCAAACAGUUCCAGCAAGGUCUUAAAAAAAAAAAAAAAAAAAAAACUCAUUAUAACUUAUUAAAAUAAUAUAUGGUGCAAAGUAUCAGUUUAAAGCUUUUGACUAAGUAAAGGAAUAUGAAGGGAUUGUAAAUAAGGACAUGUCCAUUAAUAGACCUGUAUAUGUAAAAUAGGGUAAUUCAAUGACUUGUUUUAGUAUUUUCUGUGCCUUAGAUAUCUGUUUUAAAAUGUGGCGUUUUUUUGUUUUGUUUUGUGUUUUUGUUGUUUUUUGAGCCUAAGGUUUCUUAUAAGUAUAUAAGUGAUUGUUUAUUGCUUCAGCUGCUUAAAUAACAUAUUUUCUAGCAUUUGACUAUCAGGAAUAGACCCUUGUGAUAACUACAUUUUAGAUUUUAAGCCUUAGCUCCCACUAGAAGUUGUUUCCUCACCAGAUAUAAUGGAUAAAACUUUAUGUCCCUUAAUGCAUCCAUCCAUCUACCCAUUUUCCCAGUACACACUUAUUGAAUACCCGAAAAAUUUAAAUGUCACUUUUGUUUUUCUCUGAAUCAUCACCUAUGAAAUGGUAGAGUUGAAGAAUUAAAAUCCUCAAUGAUACCUUGGAAAUAUAUUUUUAAAGAAAUAGCAAAUUACAUUCCAAAUAAUCCAUGGUAGUAUAUGUACAAUAAUUCAAAUCAAUUUGUUUUUGUCUUUAAAAAACUUUCAUAAUAAUCUAAACUUAUAACACCAAUGUUAAUUAAAGGGAGUAGUGGGAUUUGUGAAACUAGUUAUAGUUUACCAAAACAAUUACUGAGAAUGCCCAUUUUAAACUACAAUGUUUCCAGUCCAUUGUUGUAAUUAACAUCAUGAAUGGAAAUGUGCUCUUUCUCCUGAAGUGAGAAAAUAAAUUGGUUUGAAUGACAUUUUCACUCAUAAAACUGGUCAUCUAACAUUAUUUCUGCAUUUCUAUUAUGUUUUAGUAUAAUGACUUUUCUUUUUCCUCUUUAUUGCACUCAAAUUAGGUUUUAAGUCUGCUUUUUGUUCAUGGUAUGAUCAUUGAAUUCAUUUAUACCUGACUUCCAAGUUAUUCCAGUUAAUAAUGUUACAAAUUUAUCAACUAUAAUGGCCAGGCGCAGUGGCACUCACCUGUAAUCCCUGUGGCUCUGCAGGCUGAGACAGGAGAAUUGAAAGGUCAAAGGCAGCUUCAGCAAUGGCAAUGCGCUAAGCAACUCAGUGAGACCCUGUGUCUAAGUAAAAUACAAAAAUGGGGGUUGGGAUGUGGCUCAGUGGUCGAGUACCCCUGAGUUCAAUCCCCAGUACCAAAACAACAAAAUUUAUCAACUAUAAUAAAAUAACUCUUGCCUAUUGUAGAAUCCUACUGAAAGUAUAACUGUCCCUCAAAAUUCCAUUUCUAGUGUUUAUGAGGCCAUCACUGAAUUAUAUUUUCCCCCUCUGCUCAUCAGCCUUACCUACAUUUUGUUUCCAAUUCAUCCUUAAAGAGCCAACUAGAUCAUAUCAACCUAAUUGAAAUAUCUAUUGGGCAACGAAUCUACAAUUGUAGUUGAAUUUUGGGGACAUUCACAUCUUCAGUAACUUUCUAACAUCAUUAUUCAAUUUGCAUGUGGAUGAAAUAAUUUGAUUUGUUACAUACAGAACUUCACUAGAUGAGAUCCAUAACCAAUUUACUUAAGACAUAACCCCAAUACAUACUUAAUUGAAUGCAUACCCUUGUGCAAAUGUACCGACUUAGGUCAUAGGAAGUAACCUACUUUCUAAUGUUAUUACUCCUGUGGACUCACUGAUUAUCAUUCCACCAUAGCAUGAGUGAAACUAACCUGGAAAUAGUUCUUUAAAACAAAAAAAUCAAGAUUUUUUUUUUUCUGAGGCAAAUUUAAAAUAUCAUUGCAUGACAGUUUCCACCAAUAAUGGGCACAGCAUUUCCUUUGAACAUGCCUACUAAAUUGAUUGGUUUAUGCAAUCUUCAGUAGUUUCCUUCAAUUUCACACUUUAAUGCAUAGAAACCUAGGUUUACUACAAGUGUGAGUAUUAAUCUUUUGUAGAAAUUUAUGACAAUUGUUAAAUCAGAUAACAUGUUAGCUUCUCAGAAUGUUGGAGUUCACCUCAGAAGUCAAACAGUUCGUUCACUAGAAGCCAAAGAACAGAUAUCAAUUUCAAUUUGUAAUUAAACCUUGAACCUUGUACAGGUGAAGACUACUUUGUGCUUAUAACCAUAGAGUAUAAACAAACUUUAUUUUCUCACCCACAAAGUGAUUUAUCACUAGGAAAUUGUCUUCUUUGGGAACGUAUCAAAAAUUAAAUGCCAGGUAUUGUGGUGUCCGUCUGCAAUCCCAACAAUUCUGGAGGCUGAGGCAGGAAGAUUAUAAAUUCAAUCUAGCCUCUGAAAUUUUGUGAGACUCUAAGCUAGUUAGUAAUGAAACCCUGUUUCAAGAUAAAGGAAUACAAGUGGACUCCGUGGUAAGCACCUCUGGGUCCGAGCACACACAAAAGAAAAUAACAUAAAAUUGCUUUUCCCCUCCACCCUGAGAUCUUUAGAAAAAGUGAACAGUGAAAAUAGGUCAAAAUGCCUUUGCCUGCUGACUUCAUGUACUUUUGUGGGAAAUUAGCUGACUUACCCAUGAAGCUGUCUUUUGUUUGUUUGUUUGUUUUUUAUUUAAUUUGGCACGGUACUGGGGACUGAACCCAGGUCCUUAUGUGUGCCACUGAACUACCUCCUCAUCCCUGGAAGCUAUUUUGUUAACUCUUCCUAGAAGAUGUGGCAAUACUCUGGCAUUUCAUUAAGCACAUCUCAAGAGCUUCUAUAGUGUAGGCUUAUACUUAUUCCUUCCCUUGGUACCUAGCAUACAUAAGGGUGUUUUUAAAAUAUUGGAUGAUUAAGAGGGCUGGAGCUGUAGCUCAGUGGCAGAGCACUUGUCUACCAUACAUGUGGCACUGGUUUCAAUCCUCCGCACCACAUUAAAAAAAAAAUACAGCCAUUUUAAAAGAUUGGAUGAUUGAAAUAUUUGAGGAAAACAUUUCCAUACUACCUAGCCAUGGUUAUACAACUCCCUUCAUAUCCAGCUAGGCAAGUCCCAGCAAUUAAUUUCGAUGUGUCUCUCUACAUGAAGUGGAAUAUUGUUUCAACAUCCAUAGCUCCUAAAAUUACUCAUAGGUGUGUUGUAGCUUCAACACAGGUCUGUACAUCAUACUUAACUAAGUGAUGUCAUCAGUGCCAGAUUACCGAGUCUGAGUUUAUCUAAAUCAAAUUGUGUUCCAUUUUGAGUUUUCUUCUAACAGCGUUAGAAAAUGUUUUCAUUGUGGCUCAGGAAGGCAAUUCUGAAAGUCAAAACCCGUAUGUACUUCAUUGGAAACUGAGUCUGCAUUUUCUUAAUGUAUGUGCUACAUAGAAACAGUAAGCUGAGACAGGAUGAUUAGUUCAAAGUCAGCCUCAGCAAUUUAUCCAGGCCUUAAGCAACUCAGUGAGACCUUUUCUCUAAAUAAAUAUAGGGCUUAGAGAUGUGGCUCAGUGGUCAAGUGCCCCUGAGUUCAAUCUCCAGUGCUCAAAAAACAAAAUAAACUGAAUACCUUGCUGGACACAGUAAUCAAGAGGAUCACAAGUCAGCCCAACCUGGGCAAUUAAGCAAGGUCCUGUCUCAUGAUAAAAUAUAUUUAAAAGAAGAGAGAGGUGGCUGGAGAUAUACUCAGUGAUAGAGCACUCCAGUUUCAAUUCCUAGUACCACAUUAAGGAAAAAGGAAGUUUCUCUAUUAAUUUUUUAAAAAUGGUAGAGCGAGCUUUUAUUCAAGAGCUCACUAUUUUUGUCCUUGUUGAGCUACCUAUUCGGUUCAGCAUCUGGAUGAAUUUGAUUUCCCACAUCUUAAGCCUGGGCUGGUCUUUAACUACAGCAAUCUUCCUGCCCCAGCCUCCCAGACAGCUGAUACUAUAGGCAUGAGCUGCUGUGCCCAGCUUGAAUGAAUAUGUUUUGAUCCUUUUUUGGGGAGGGAUGCGCCCAAUUAAAUAUCACUGUUUACGCAGAAGGAUUUUUUUUUUUUUUUGAGAUAGAGGUCUUCUUUAUUCCCCAAACAAGCCUCUGACAAAAGGCAUAUGUUUCAUUACAUCAAGUAAUCCAAAGGGAACACUUAUAUUGUCACUCUUCAUUUUCACUUGUGUUUAAAGUGCCUCAAGGCCAGGUGCAGUGAUGUGCCUCCUCAAGAGGCUGAAGCCAGACACAUCACAAAUUUGAGACCAGCUUUAGCAAGACCCUAUCUCGAAAUAAAAAAUAAAAGGGGCUGGGGAUGUAACUCAGUAGUUUAAGUGACCCUGGGGGGUUCAAACCCCAGUACCAAAAAAGGAAGGGGUAGCUCAAGGCAUGUUCAAGUUUAUCUUGGUUAGUAUGCAAACACUUCAUAUUCCUAGCUUUAAAAUUCAAACAUUAAUAAUUUCCUUAUUUCCUGUAGACAUUUUUACAUCCCUACUAUCAUUCUCAUUAUCUUAUCUGGGUCAUAAACUUUAUUCUCCUUUGUUCAGCCAUAGAUGUCCCUUAUUUUAAAGCAAAAUUUAGUCAAAAGUAGGAAUGUUAUCAAAUAGAGCAUAAGCUGAUUUAACUCACUUAUGUUUGAAUGUGAUGUUUGAGAAUUGGUUAAUCCUAUAAACAUAAUUGUCUAAAAAUAGAAAUUUUGCCCCAGCAGCUGUUAUGUAAAGGCAUUCUCGUUCAUAAGAAAAAAAAAUUGCAGCUGUCAGAUUUUCAUUUUAGGAGAAAUAAUAUUGGAAUGUAAUUCUCCAUUUGGCAGGCUAUAAACUUAAAAGCCUGGGAUAAAAAUUCGGAUCAUUAUUAUUUUUCCAUUUUAUGGAAGCUGCACUGUUUGCUAAGUUCACUUUGAUUCUUUUUACAUCUUUAUUCUUCCUGUGAUUUUUAUUUACAUUAAUAAAAAUUUCUUUGUCCAUUUCUUUGUUCUGUUUCCAUUCCUCAGGUCCAUUCUGCAAAUACACAUGGUUUGUUUUAAAAACAGUAGUGACCUUGGUUAAGUUGUCUUUUUCUGUCUUUUAAAAUCAUCUCUCACAAGUCCUUUCAGAUACAAUACCAAAAGCAAUCAAGAGCUUUUAUUAAACCAUUUAAAUUUAGUGGCAAAUUCUGUUUAUAGGAAUAUGCAGUAGAUAUAAGAACAGAGUUUAUUAUCAAGUGGUGUCUCUACAAAUCCCAUUAAUAUUUAAAUUUUUUCUUGGUGUUCAAGACUUUUGCCAAAAAAAUUGUAUUAGAAGAGAAAUAUUUUAAGACUUUGUGUUUGGUAUGGUUUUGCAAUUUCUGUGUAAUCCCUCAUGCUAAUUAUAAAUUUACUAAACAGUAACUGAAUUAGUAAUGGAUCUUAUCUACAAAGUAGGCAGUAUCUCUUUACCUGUAUUUCUAAUUUCCCAAUCAAACUAUGUGGAUAGCUAUUUUCUAAUGUAAAUUUACUCCUUUGGCAUUCUUAGGUUGUUAGCAAUAGUAGGAACUAUUCUAUAAUCUGGGUGAGAAAAGUCUAAAAAUGAAAGUAAUUGGAAGAGGGUGAUUCAGUAAGCCAUCAGAAAGUGAAGGGCACGGCACUAUGGGGAAGAGUUAAGGGCCAGAAAGGAGGGAGAAUUAUGCUCCUACCAGCAACUGAAGGUUCAAUCAACCACCUCAAAAGGAAGAGAUACUUUUUAAUAUUUCUUCUUUGCACUCUACAACAUUUUAUAUGUGAAAGUUGCUGCUAAAAUUAAGGAAAUGUUUUGGACGUAAAUAUGACAGUAAUAAAAGCUAUGAUCCUUGGCUGGGGAGAUAUCUCAGUGGUACAGUGCUUGCCUUGCAUGUUCAAGGCCCUGGUUUAAUCCCCAAUAUCAAUAAUAAUAACAAUAAUUAUAAUAAUACCCCUGUACUUAAUGAAGCACUAUUAUAAAACUGCUUUAUUAUGUGCAACUUUUUCUUUCUGACACUGAAAAUCAGACAAAGAAUAUUAUUCCCAUCUUACAGAUCAGGAAUAUGCGGAUGACAAGAAUAGUAAAUGGCUGGGACUUAGAGAGUCACCAAGCAACUCAAACAAUCUGAGAAUAAAAUAUUUAAAUAUUUAGUAUCUGCAGAGAAUCUUAUAAUUUGAAGAACAUGUUUCUCAAGUAUUUUGUUUCCAUUAUUUAUUAAACUAGCUAUUUUCUCAUGCCUAAGAAAAGAUUCCUAAAUUCCUAGGACUUACAUAUUAGGGCUUGGAUUUACUGUUUCUUUGGUUUUUUUUUCUUCCUUAAAAAAAAACAAAAACAACUUUAUAAAGAAUAUCCCUGGGGGCUGGGGAUGUGGCUUAAGCAGUAAGGUCACCUGGCAUGCGCGGGGCACUGGGUUUAAUCCUCAGCACCACCGAAAAAACAAAAAACAAAAAAAAAAUACCCCGGUACUACUAAAAUCGGGAAUCUUCUAAAUAAUUUUUCGAAUACUACUUAAAAAAAGAGGGUCAGCACCUCACAAUCAAUGUUUAAUGUAUUUCUUAAAAUUUAUUGAAGUGCACGUUUCUUGAAGGAUAUGGUGCAAGGUAAGCAAUUCUAGUUCCCAGCCCCUCAUAAUAUAAAUGCUAAAUUGUUGGCCUAUCUAAAAGGAAACACUUUUUUUUUUAAAUUUGAAUUUGUCUUGUUUUUUGUUUCUCUUUGUUUUCAGGCACAUAAAAUUUGUGGUUCAAAAGAUAUAUAUUCCUUUGCCAGAAGGUUAAGAAAAAUAAUGAGAUGUAUUUGUAAAGUUUCUAAUAACCUUUAUAUAGAUUAUUUUAGCAACCCCUAUAUAAAUAUAGAGUGAAUAUUUUGACUAUUCCAUCAGUACAAAAAUCCAGGCCAAAAUUUGAAUAUUAAGAACAAACAAAAAAAAUCUUAUGAUUUUGGUGAGUUUGGUAACUGCCUAUCCUCACCAAUGCCUAUCUGUGCUAGGAUAAAAUGGAUAAUGAUAUAGAAUUUCACAAAAACAGCUCUUUUUAAAAAAAGAUUAAAUAUUUUUAUUGCAAUGUAUGGUUAUAUAUUUUUUUUUAGCCUUUGUAAGAUAACAUUGUGAUAGGUGCUUGAAGAGGAUAUUUUUCCAGAACUGGUUUUAUAGUAAAAACUAAGGGCAGCUUUUGCAUUGUGAAAUAUGGGUAGAUGGCCAUAUAUGGGUUACUGAGAAAUCAAGAUGUGUUCCCUAAAAAGAAACUUAUAAAAUUACUUGGCAGAGAGAUAACCAUGUUUUCUGUUUCGUUCACAUUUUCUCAUGCUAUAUGGUCACCUACCAAGUAAAUUCACAUGCAUAUCAUUACCUUGGCUUAAAGGAGAAGCAGAAUGCUCAUUCUUGGCAGGAACAAAAUGCUCAAAGGUUCUUUACCAUGGUGAAAUAGAGUAGUACUGAAUUCCCAAGAGAGAAUUAUCAGUUUUAUAAGUUAAUAUUUCUUGUCUCUACCUGACUUCUCUCUUUGGAAUAUAUUUACUAUUUAUUUUUUUACCUUUGAUUUUUUUGCUUUGGGGUAUUUUUUUUUUAUCUAUUGCCGUCCUACUGUAUUAAAUAUCCCUUAUAUUGAAAUGUUUGUAAAGAAAUACUCUUUAAAACUUCACAAAAUAUCUGUUUUAGUUCUUAACAUAUGAGGGAAACAGUUAAAGAAAAAGCACUUCACCAUGUAGAAGGGAAAGAGAUAAUUCUGUAAUUAUGAUACUUUUAUUACAUGAUCAACAUUUAGGCCUCUGCAGACAAGGGAACACUUACUAGCAGUACUUGAAGACGUAAGUUGGAAUUGCAUGUUACUUGAAAGAUCUAAUUAAGCUAAAUUUUGGUGCACAGCAGUUGUACAUGAUUUCAUGUUUAUGUAGCAAAAUGCAUUGAAAUGUACUAGUAUUGAAAUAUACAUGUAAAGGUAGUUGUGGAAAUUGUCUAUUAUAUUUUCCUGUGUGUUUAAUUUGUUAGAGCAUAAACUUUCUUUUUUUAAUUGUUCUAACUAAAUAAGGCUAAAUGAAUAAUGUAAUUGAAAAUAUAUUUUAAAUCUUUGUGAUGAGUUUUUAAAAAAAAACUAUUACAAAAUUGUAUCAUUCCUGAUUACACAGAACUUUGUUGGUGGUUUUAAAUAAAUUUUAUACUUCUAUUUUGCA